This is a messenger RNA of Hydractinia symbiolongicarpus, 1301 nucleotides long. RefSeq names its product (4-alkanoyl-5-oxo-2,5-dihydrofuran-3-yl)methyl phosphate reductase-like. The coding region runs from base 243 to 1211 and encodes 322 amino acids. The record is from RefSeq and is a predicted model, not a curated record. NCBI's taxonomy places the organism in Eukaryota, Metazoa, Cnidaria, Hydrozoa, Anthoathecata, Hydractiniidae. The transcript has 2 exons.
CGUGUUUAAGUCAGACAAUCAUGUAAACAUUACACACAAAGUUUAAUUGAAAGUACACAAGCUGUGUUUUGCAACAACGAGGAAGAGAUAAAUUCUAUAGUGCUAACCAAACACUGUGGAGGAGUUCAUAUAUUAUUUAUUUGAGUAAUUUUGAACCGAUUGUUCCUCUGUCUAAAAGCUGGAACUACGUCGUGUUGUGCAGAAAAAAGCUGUGAUCCUUCGAUACUUGUUUAUUUUCAAAAAUGGCCGAACAAUUGCGAGUUGUCGUGACAAGUGCAGGAGGAAGAGUUGGAAAGGAGAUUUGUGCGCGGUUAAAACAAAGUGGACGUAAUGUCUUCAUCAGAGCUUGUUGUAGGCGACCAGAAAGAUCGGAAUUUCUGAAAGACUUGGGUGUAGACGAACUUGUUCAGUUUGAGUACUCUGAUCCUUCUACUUUCGAAGCUGCCGUCAAAGGCAUGAAUGCUAUAUAUUCAUCAUCUCCUGAUCCAGCUCUUAAAGGUCAUCAAGAAUUUUGCACGUUUUUAAAGAAUAACAAGCAUGGUAUCAAACAUGCAGUACGUUUAUCUUGCAUGGGUGCAGAACAAAAUACUGCUUCUUACAGUGGGCACGCGUUCACCAAAGGUGCUAAAAUUCCUCAUAUGCUAGAAGGGUACUGGCUUGCUGAGAAAUACUUGAUUGAAACUGGUAUUCCCGUCACAGUUGUACGUGCAAAUUUUUUCAUGACGCAUUUGGUAAAGCCUGAUCUUCAAAACAUUAUGGAACAUGGUUUUUUCACCUUUCCGUUAUCUGAUUGCAGAAAUUCGUUUGUGUCAACCAAUGAUCUUGGUGAAAUAGCAGCAAAGGCAUUAGUUGAAGGUCCGAGUAUUCACGGUGAUAAAUUUUAUGAUAUCACUGGUCCCGAACCCCAAAGUAUGUAUGAUGUGGCCGAUGUAUUGUCUGAAGUUCUUGGAAAGAAAAUUGAGUACAGAGAAACAAGCCCCGAAAAAUUCAUCGAAGAUUUCGGCCAGACAAGAUGGGAAUUCAUUGAAUAUCUCCGAAAAGGAUUUUAUUUGCGCGUAUCUCCUGAUUAUUACAACCUUACUGGAAAGAAAUCCACCAACUACUUGCAGCAUAUGACUACGAAAGGUGCAGCUGGUGAAACAGGCACGGAUGAACUCUCUCAAGCUGGAAUGUGGACGAAAGGUGUAGAUCUAUUUAAAAAUAAAAAAUAAUCAACUGUAAAAAUGAAUAUGUAGAAAUAUGUGCUAAAAAUACAACUUUAUAUCUACUUCUACUAACUUUAAAAUAAAAACUACAUUAAA